AGCUCUUUGCUGCUGUGGUUCAGAGCUGUGGGGGAGCCCUUUGGGUUGUCUCUCUGAUGGUGCUGGUGGAAAGGCCAGGCAUUUGGGAGAGGGGGAAUAACUUGCUUUGCUGCUGGGCUUGUCCCAGGUUUAGGCGGUGAUGCUGAGAAAUGAUGAUGAGUCGGUCCUGAGCAGGGUGCCUUGCGCAAGGGCAUGCCACGCUAGGCAUCAUCUGGUAAGGAAGUGAAACGAGGAAGACGACAGCAAAUCUGAGUAUGUUUUGUGCUAGUAUUGUGUGAUCCCCAUUACCACAUCUCUCUGGUGCUCUUUUUGUCUAGAAACCUCUGCUCUAAAUGCCCUCCGUUUGGGGAUGUUCUCAGCCAUCCCCAAGUCCCUAUCCUACAGGGCACCCUGUCAUCCCUGCAUUAUUUUCCCCUGGUCUCGUGUGGCUGGGAGCAUUUUUGUGGGGAACUGUAGCAUGCAUCUGGACCGGGAGGGAGGAUGUGAGAGAGGAAACAUCUGAACUUGCUAACCGUGACCUCAACUCAUCUUCCUAGCUGGGUUGAGAGGGGGAAGUGGGCUGGGCAAGUUAUUUGGUAGGCAGCUUUCUUCCUGAUGUCAGGUCUGCCCUGCCAGCCCACUGCUCAGAUUAGAAACCUGCCAGCUUUGGGGUAGAUGCAUCUGCAGCUGGAGCUCUCACAGUACUUUAAUGAGAGCAAAGCUGUUAACAAGGUGCUUGGGCUACAGGUCAGCACCUGGUGAACACCUUUUCUUCCUGUGUCUUCAGGCCCAACUAGGUCCUUGCAUCUCAGCUUUAGUUCUUCUCUUGAGAGGACAUAGGAGCUGCUCGAGCAGCAGUCGUAGUUGUGCUGUUCAACCGUGUCCUGUGUUUUCCCUCUGCUCUUGCUUUUUCUUGUGGGCCAAAGUGAACCCAAAGUCAUGCAGAGCUCAAGGGAAAAUACAGUCUGCAAGCCAAAGGGUGAAAGUCUCUCUUAACCAUCUUCCCUGUCUCAUGUGUCCAGGUCAUGAGCAGGAGGAUGGUUUGCGUGAAGUUAAUCUCUCUACCCAGAGGCUGCGUGUGCUGCCUCCAGCAGUCCUGAGCAACCCCAUGCUGGAGAGCCUUGACCUUGACAGGAACAAGCUCAGGAGCAUCAGUGGUAUUUCUAAGCUUUGCAGUCUGAAGAAACUGAUACUGUCCAAGAAUGAGAUUGUUGACUUUCCCAAUGAAAUCCAGAGCCUGAUCUGCUUAGAAAAGCUUGAGCUGAAUCAGAACCAAAUCCGGGUCAUCCCAGAAGGGGUUUUCUCCCAUCUCCCCAGGCUUAAACACUUGAGGCUGAACAACAAUCGUCUCAGUGCCCUCCCCAGGGACCUGGCAGCUUGUCAAGACAGUCUCCAGUACCUCAACAUCUCUAACAACCUGUUCCGGACCUUCCCCCAGCCUAUCCUGCAGCUGGCACACUUACAGGAGCUCCACAUGCAAAAUAAUGCCCUUCGCCAGCUCCCUAAGGAGCUCUUCCAGGGGCAAUCCCUGAAAAUGUUCAAGGCCAACGGGAACCCCCUCCGCGAGCCGCCCAGUGAAGUGUGUGCCGGUGGCAUCCAUCAGAUCCAGAAUUACUUCAACCAGCUUCGACAUGGUUUGGGGCAGGAGGACAAGAGGGUCAAGACCAUGUUCCUGGGGGCCUCACUGGCUGGAAAGUCCACCAUCUGCGAAAGCCUGAAGCAAGGGCAAACCAAACUGGUGCCCAGAGAAGAGCGAACAGUUGGGAUAGAGAUCAGUGAGUUCCAGAUUGAGGACUUCACAUUUCUCUUCUGGGACUUUGCUGGCCAGCUGGAGUAUUACAUGACUCACCACGUGUUCAUCACCCCACAGGCAUUUGUCAUUCUUGUCAUCAAUCUCCACAUGUACCAAACUAAUGACAAGACUUUCAAGGAUCUCGUCGGUUUCUGGAUCAACAACCUGUUCAUGAGAGUCCCAAACUCAGUGGUGCUUCCCGUGGGAACCCAUGUGGAUUGGUGCCAGGAGGAGGAGGUGAAGGAGAAGAGGCACAACAUCAUGGCCAAGAUCUCAGCCAUGCUGGAAGAGAGAAAAAGCAACCUCACUCAUUUCAUCAACAACCUGGAAGGCAGUGAGGAGCCUGAGUUUUACAUCGACCAGUGGGAGAGGCUGAAGGAGAUGGAGAGCUGCACAUUAACCAUCUUAAACUUAGUUGCUGUCAACUGCACGGAUCACCGUGAUAUCAAAAAGCUGGAGGCUAUAAUUUUGGAGCAUGUGAAGAAUGAGGAACUCUUCCCUGAGGUUGUCCGAGUGCUGCCUCCUGUCUACAGGCAGGUGGAAGCUGCCAUUGUGGAUAUCGCACAGAGCGAGGAGAUGGCAGACCAUGGCAUGAUGGACCUCCAGUACCUGCUCAGCAAACUCUCCCAGUGUGAGCACCUGGCCAACCUGGGCAGAGAGCUUCUCCAGGAUGUCCUGCGAUACCUCCACCGCAUUGGGCUUGUCGUGUGGUAUGAGGAAAUCAAGCACUUGGAAAGCACUGUUUUUCUCCAGCCUACUUUCCUAAUAACUAUAUUUAAGCUUCUUGUGAGGUAUUGCCUUGUCCAUCAGCUCGAGAGCAUCUCCGUGGACACACUGAUUGGGGAACAUGCUACCAUCAGAGACAGGUCUAACUGGGUGUGGACCUUCAAGUCAAAGGCAAUGCUGUGCCACCAGGCCGUGCGUGCCUUGGUGAAGCACCAGCUCUGCUCAGAAGGGAUGCGCGAUAUCUUUGAGGAAAUCAUGGGGGACAGGCCCCACAGAGGGAGAGGGAAGCUCUUCAGCCUCCUGGAGCACUUUGAGCUCUGCCUGGAAGUGAGGCAUGCCAAAGCACUCAACCCACAGGCCAGUGAGUUUGUGCCUGGAAAGCCAUGGGAGACAACGCAGGGCCAAGGCGAGACCUGGUACUUGUUCCCUACCUAUCUGAACCAGACUGAAGAGGUCUCUGAAGUGUGGGGAGGAGAUCACCCUGAGGACCUCCACAUCCGUGCCUACUUCUCACCUGAAAUACCUGAGGGUUUCUUCCAGAGGUUCCUUGUGAAAGCUUGCUCCUUCUACUCCACACACUGGGUGGCCAAGGCAACCUGCCUGCUCAUAUGUAAUGGCAAACCUCUGCUGAUCAAAGAGAAUAACCAGAGGGCCUACAGCUACCUGGAGCUCCGAUGCAGAAAGCCAGCAGGAAGAACAGGUUUCCGGUUUGCCUGGGACUUCCUCAUGGCAGUUGUGUUCAUCGUUCAGAAGCUUGCCGAAGAGUGGCCGGGGCUGCACAUGUGUGUGAAGACCCCCUGCCGAACAGCUGGCUGUCCUGCAGAGCUCAUCUGGCCGGACAUGGAUGGCACAAAUGCCAUGACAAAGGAAGACAUUAAAACCUGCGGGACAUGCGGGCACCGCUUUGGUACAGAGCUGCUGCUGCCCAAAGUACCCAGGCAGCUGGAGGAGCCCCCAGUACAGCCCUCUGCUCACUAUUACAUAACAAGCUAUGGGACUGCCACCUUUGGGCCCAGCAACAUCCAUAUCAAUCGACAGGUAAGGGUACCACCUCCCCUUGCCCAGCAUCCAACACUGUUGGCCAGGCUCAUCCUCCUCCCUCGCUCCUGAAAUGAGGAGUUGCAGCUGCUUCCAGCCAGGGGAAAGGACACCCCAUCUCCAGGCAGCACUCUUGUUACCAUGCUCCUCCCUGACAUACCACUACCUCUGCACCUCAGAGCUGAGCUCUGAGUGCUUAGUGCUGUAAUCGAUCCACCUUCUUC
Molecule: messenger RNA, 3759 nt
Organism: Cuculus canorus (common cuckoo)
Lineage: Eukaryota; Metazoa; Chordata; Aves; Cuculiformes; Cuculidae
Product: malignant fibrous histiocytoma-amplified sequence 1 homolog
Exons: 9
Coding region: 689-3607 (972 amino acids)
Molecular function (GO): protein binding
Source: RefSeq, a predicted model, not a curated record